Molecule: messenger RNA, 1428 nt
Organism: Tremella mesenterica DSM 1558
Lineage: Eukaryota; Fungi; Basidiomycota; Tremellomycetes; Tremellales; Tremellaceae
Exons: 14
Coding region: 1-1428 (475 amino acids)
Biological process (GO): proteolysis
Molecular function (GO): metallodipeptidase activity
Source: RefSeq, a predicted model, not a curated record
AUGACAGACCCAAAGUUCAUCGCAUACGUUGACCAACAUAAGGAUGACUUCGUUCAACGACUCGCAAAGGCCGUCGGCAUUCCAUCCGUAUCUGGCAACAUCGACUACAACAAAGACGUUUACGCCAUGGCCGACUUUCUCGUAGACCAACUCAACAAGCUAGGAUGUACUGCCGAAAAACGUGGAAUCGGUAAACACACCCUCGCAGGGCAAGAAGUAGACUUGCCUCCUGUCGUGAUCGGGCAAAUCGGUAGCGACCCUAAGAAGCGAACUGUGCUCAUUUACGGUCAUUAUGACGUACAACCCGCGCUCAAAGAAGAUGGGUGGAUACAUGACCCGUUCAAGUUGACCAUCGAUCCCGAGGGGACUGGCAAGAUGUACGGUCGAGGGUCGACCGACGACAAGGGCCCAGUGAUGGGGUGGUUGAAUGUCCUGGAGGCACACAAGGCCUUGGGGUUGGAGCUUCCCGUCAACGUCAAAGUCAUCUUUGAGGGUAUGGAGGAGACGGGCAGUGUCGGCCUUCCGGAAUUUAUCGAGGCUGAGAAGGACAAUUUUUUCACCGGUAUCGACUGCAUGUGCAUCUCAGACAACUACUGGCUCGGUACUAAGAUCCCCUGUCUGACCUACGGUACCCGAGGCGUCGCCUAUUACGAAAUACACGUCUCAGGUCCCGACCGUGACCUCCACUCUGGAGUAUUUGGAGGAAUGAUCAACGAACCCAUGACGGAUCUUAUUCACUUGAUGUCCAAACUGGUCACUCCUCAAGCUGAAAUCCUGGUUCCUGGUAUCAAAGAAAUGAUUGCACCUGUGACCGAGGACGAACGAGCCAAGUUCGAAGCCAUCCAUUUCGACAUGAAGGAUGUGCAUGAUUCCAUGGGUGGAGAUGUGACUUUGUCGGAUGACAAGGUGGAAGUUUUGAUGGGUCGUAUGCGUAACCCUUGUUUGUCGCUACAUGGAAUUGAAGGAGCUUUCUAUGCGACCGGAUCAAAGACCGUUAUCCCUUGUUCGGUUAAAGGAAAAUUCUCCAUCCGUCUUGUGCCCAACCUGUGGGUGAAAGAGACCACAGAAUGCGUCGUCAAAUAUGUCGACGCAGAGUUUAAGAAACUUGGAACGAAGAACAAGUGUGAAGUGAGAUUGACGCAUGGUGGGGAGCCUUGGGCUACUGAUCCCAACCAUUACUCUUAUCGUGCCGCACAAAAAGCUACCGAGACGGUAUACGGUCAAACACCCGAUUACACUCGUGAAGGAGGCUCAAUCCCUAUCACUGCGGACUUUGCCAAUAUCCUAGGUCUCAACGUUCUUUUACUUCCUGUUGGAAGAGGUGAUGAUGGUGCUCAUUCCACUAAUGAGAAAUUGGACAUGGAUAAUUAUAUCAAUGGUACAAAACUACUCGGAUCGUAUUUGUACGAACUUGCCAAUGCUCAGUAA